AUUAAAACCCCUGUAUUACAGGGGUCCCAACGCGUCGCUGGACACGGUAACGGACUGGUGCCUAUGGGUCCCGUCUCUCAACAUUCAACACAUUAUCGGUUUUGAGAUCUCCUGCUUCAUUCCGACGCUGUUUCUCGGUCUAUCUUUCUUACCAACCUCUUCAAUGGAGUGCGAAUCGCGCAAGGUGGUUGGAAUCUUUUCUCACCAUUGGAAGCUCUCAGCACGGCGGCCUGACCCUCCGAGAUCACGCUUACCGACAGGAUCGAAGCCGUACGCUCUCGAGCCUUAGAAGAUGGCUGGAGACCCAUCGCUGUCGACCGAAGCCCUGUUUGACGAGGAGCGCAAAGAGUGGAUUGAACUGCUCGAAGGGUCAACCAGUUCGUCUCCGAAACCUCCCACAAUGAUGCGGCGCGCGCUUGCAGAGAUGUCAGUCAACAGCAAGAUUGGCACAUCGAGCACUCUGCUUCCACUAUGCAGCUCUGGGCCAACGACAGAUUGGGAGAGAGAAUAUUCGAAGCUGCGGGUGCAUUUUGCAGCUCUCGAACAACGACUCCUGGAUGUAGGGCGCAGGGCGAGGGAGUUUCGCGAGUCGCGAGAAGGAUGGAUUAAAUACGCCCGGUCGCUCGAGGCAAAGAUUAAGAUUCUAGAGAAGAAGGUUCAGCGCAAUCAGAGUACGGAUGGCCGGCCCGUUUCUUCGAGCAGUGCGAAGCCACAACCCGCUCCAGCCGGCGAGGGUGGUACACUUUCUGACACCAACGCUCGUUGGUCGGACCCCCUCUCUGGACGAGAACCGGAGGCCCGUCUCAAGGGAGGCAGUCGCCCCUCCAAACCUUUGAUGGGCAGUGAUGCGGCAUGCAUGCCAGCAACGCCCGUGACGGAGGAUGGAGCACGGUUGGCCGAUGAGGAGACUCAGGACGGGAGUGACGAAGCGGUUCAGCUGCCGACCAUACCUGCGGAGAUGGUACAAAAACCCGAGAUUACCAUCAAAAAGGAACCUUCAUCGGAUCCCCCGGUCGUUGUCUCCGAAAGACCCGUGCGCAAACGGAAGCACGGGGGUGACAAUGCAGGCACACCAGUCCGGCUUCGCAGAAUCAAGAGCGAGCACAGCUCCAGUUCAGAUCCUGUCAUCACCGCAGAGGUGCCCGUUUUUUGCCCCCACGAGAGUAUAGAUUUAGAUGAAGAGGAGCAAGGGAUUCCGACGCCGAGGAAGCUGCGAGAUUGGGAACGACGUCUCCUUCGUGAAGAGAGGGAGGAGCAGAAAGACGAGGAUGCCUCGUUCGGUCGGCAUCUUGGCGAGACACGCUCGGCUAAAGAACGAGAACCAGCCCAAGGUCCGGAUGCCCUCCCGGCCGCACCCUGUGUAUCCCCCAACAAAUCGCCAAAGACACGAAAGGACCGCGUUCCACACAUCAGACCGGGCUGGACAAGAUAUUCGGGAAUCGCUGAUGUCGCUGAGGAAACAUUCGAAUCGUUCUACUCUCCCGAGCCGCCGCGACCCGGAAUGAGACCGCCGCGUCAAACAGCGGCGCAGGGACGCCUGCACUCACUGUUGCACGAAGGCUCACCAAAUAAGGCCGGUGCUAUUCUGCCCCCGGCCCGCCUGAGACGUGCUAAGGUGAAAGUCCGCUGUAGCCAAGAGGAUACCGAGAAUAUUGCACCGGGUGAGGAGGGCGAGCAGGAUCACGAGGGUUUCAUGAAGCAGUCUCGAACCGCAGAAUCCUCCACGGAAUCCCCUCUGCGAAGGAAGCCACAAGGCAAAGACAGUCUUCCGAGGCCGAGUCGACUGCGAGAUCGGCCACUGGCGGAAUUGCGGCCCGAGGAUUUCAAGGUCAACCCCAGGUCCAACAACGGGUAUAAGUAUGCGUUCGACGAGGUUGUGCGCAAUAGGGAGGAGCGGGCGGAGCUUGCGGGCUGCACCGACCCCAAUUGCUGCGGCAAGAAAUUUCGGGCGAUGGCGGAGUCGGAACUUAGCGCUGCUGGACCGGGCAUUCUCUCGCGCGUGUCCGACAUCAAGUUGAUGGAGAAUUACCUAGGUCACGAUGCAUACCGGCUCGUCGAGAUGCCGCUCGAGGAGCGGCAGGAGAUCUGGCUCAAGGCCAAAACACAAGACUUGGCAGAUCGGUAUGGAAGACACAGACACAGAUUUGCGAGGAGACCCUCGCCGCCCGGAUACUGGAAUCCCGACUUCCCCAGCACACAGGAGAUCAGAGCAAGCAAAGAAGAAGCUCAGCGGCUUGAGAGGGAAGUUGUGGAAGAGAGAUGGCGAGAAGCAAUGCGGGGAGGGAAGUGGUUAUUUAGGGACGAGUGAAGUUGCAAUUCAAGUAGGCGGAUUGCGCGAGCGACCGGCUUCCGUCGGAUACCGGAAAGAGUACCCAAC
Molecule: messenger RNA, 2377 nt
Organism: Thermothelomyces thermophilus ATCC 42464
Lineage: Eukaryota; Fungi; Ascomycota; Sordariomycetes; Sordariales; Chaetomiaceae
Exons: 1
Coding region: 293-2308 (671 amino acids)
Biological process (GO): DNA double-strand break processing involved in repair via single-strand annealing; double-strand break repair via homologous recombination
Cellular component (GO): site of double-strand break
Molecular function (GO): double-stranded DNA binding; Y-form DNA binding; single-stranded DNA binding
Source: RefSeq, a predicted model, not a curated record